AUGAGUGAAAACCUGAAUAAUUCAAUUUUUUGUGUAUUUUUUGGAUGCUGUAGUAAUUUAUAUUUUUUGGAAAAACUUAUUAUAAUUGAUCCUGGCUCUGGAAAUUUAAUAACAUUUUUACAAUUUUUAUUUAUUGCCUUAGAAGGAUUAAUAUUUACAAUGAAAUUUUUUACAAGACAACGUAAAAUACCAUUAAAAGAUUAUAUUAUUCUUGUUAUAAUGUUCUUUAUAACAAGUUUAUGUAAUAAUUAUGUAUUUGAUUUAAAUAUACCAAUACCAUUACAUAUAAUAUUUCGUUCUGGUUCUCUAAUAACAAAUUUAAUAAUGGGAAUAUUUAUAUUAAAAAAAAAUUAUAAUAUUAUAAAAUAUAUUUCAGUAAUAAUGAUAACAAUUGGUAUAUUUAUAUGUACAUUAAUGUCUGGAUUACAAAUAGAAGAGAAACAUCAUCAUCAUCAUCAUCAUCAUAUUGAAUCACAAUAUUCAAUACAUUUUUGGUGGAUUAUUGGUAUUGGAUUAUUAACAUUAGCAUUAUUAAUAACAUCACGUAUGGGUUUAUAUCAAGAAGUUUUAUAUAAACGUUAUGGAAAAUAUCCAAAAGAAGCAUUAUUUUAUGCACAUUUUUUACCAUUACCAUUUUUUGGUUUAAUUUAUAAUAAUAUUAUACAACAUUUUAUAAUUUGUUCAAAUUCAAUAAAAAUUUUAAUACCAAUUAUAAAUUAUUCAAUACCAAUUGCAUGGUUAUAUUUAUUUGGUAAUAUUUUAACACAAUAUAUUUGUAUUAGAUCAGUAUAUAUUUUAACAUCAGAAUGUUCAUCGUUAACAGUAACAUUAAUUGUAACAUUAAGAAAAUUUAUUUCAUUAAUAAUUUCAAUAAUAUAUUUUAAAAAUUUAUUUACAUUUUAUCAUGGUAUUGGUACAACAUUUGUAUUUUUCGGAACAAUAUUAUUUACAGAA
This is a messenger RNA of Condylostylus longicornis, 954 nucleotides long. RefSeq names its product UDP-xylose and UDP-N-acetylglucosamine transporter-like. NCBI's taxonomy places the organism in Eukaryota, Metazoa, Arthropoda, Insecta, Diptera, Dolichopodidae. The record is from RefSeq and is a predicted model, not a curated record. The transcript is spliced from 3 exons. The annotation marks the transcript as partial. Gene Ontology annotation, molecular function: UDP-N-acetylglucosamine transmembrane transporter activity; UDP-xylose transmembrane transporter activity. Gene Ontology annotation, cellular component: Golgi membrane; endoplasmic reticulum membrane. Gene Ontology annotation, biological process: transmembrane transport.